Dendronephthya gigantea is the source of this 419-nucleotide messenger RNA. RefSeq lists its product as uncharacterized. The record is from RefSeq and is a predicted model, not a curated record. The transcript has 5 exons. NCBI's taxonomy places the organism in Eukaryota, Metazoa, Cnidaria, Anthozoa, Malacalcyonacea, Nephtheidae. The coding region runs from base 27 to 344 and encodes 105 amino acids.
GACGAAAAAACGAAUUUACAGAGGCAAUGGAAGGAUUUUAUGAAAACGUUUGCAACCCAGAGAACAAGGGUGCUGUUUCUUGUUGUUUGCUAAAGAAAGACCGAACGUAUGUGUGCCAGGAUCAGGUGACCAGCUGUGCAUUCACCCCCAGGUUCUUGAACAAGAAACAAACACGGCCAAGAGGCAUUUGUGCUGUACAAAGGUGUUAUCAUGCAAAGACGUGUCAUUACUAUAAUUUGCUGCAACAAGCGAUAUACCAGUGGAACUUCAAAAUCCACAUGUCAUCAAGAAACAUCAGAUGUUUGUUUGAAUCCUCAAAACAGUACCCGACUCCGCAGUUUUAAAUUCUUCGUACGAAAACAAGUAGAAAUUUUGUAAUAUAUUUUGAAAGGAGAGUCUCUAACCCCUCUUCUUUUCUG